Molecule: messenger RNA, 1632 nt
Organism: Vigna radiata var. radiata (mung bean)
Lineage: Eukaryota; Viridiplantae; Streptophyta; Magnoliopsida; Fabales; Fabaceae
Product: probable serine/threonine-protein kinase PBL19
Exons: 3
Coding region: 124-1443 (439 amino acids)
Biological process (GO): protein phosphorylation
Molecular function (GO): ATP binding; protein kinase activity
Source: RefSeq, a predicted model, not a curated record
AUUAUUAUUGUUCGUUUUCUUCGUCUUUCUCUUUUUGAUUCUGAGUCUGAAAACAAUGAAACGUUGAAAGGGAGGAGAGUGCGAAAUUCGAAUGUUUUUGGGUUUGUUCAUUGAUUUCCGCAAAUGAAGUGCUUCUACUUCUCCAACGCAGAGGACGAAGAUUGCGUGGCAGCGGCACCGAGUUCGCGCGGUUCCACUUCGCGUGUGUCGUGGGCGCGUUCGCUCAGUCUCAUGGACACGCGCAGCCGCUCCAACUUCGAUUCCGACUCCACGGAAUUCUCCGAUACGGUGGACUUCCAUCACUACCUGGUGCAGCGCCGCGCCAACGACCUCCGCCUCUUCCCAUUCUCGGCGCUGAAGUGCGCCACGCGCGGGUUCAACCGCGCCCUCCUAGUUGGCGAGGGGGGGUUUGGGUCCGUGUACCGCGGCGUGGUGGAUGAAGAGGAGGUGGCGAUCAAGCAGCUGAACCGCAACGGGCAGCAGGGGCACAAGGAGUGGAUCAACGAGGUGAAUUUGUUGGGAGUGGUGAAGCAUCCUAAUCUGGUGAGGUUGGUAGGGUACUGCGCUGAGGACGAUGAAAGAGGGAUCCAGAGGCUUCUGGUUUACGAGUUUAUGCCGAAUAAGAGCUUGGAGGAGCAUCUCUUGGCACGAGUCCCUUCCACGGUUCUGCCUUGGGGGACCAGGUUGAGAAUUGCGCAAGAUGCGGCUCGCGGUUUGGCUUAUCUUCAUGAAGAAAUGGAUUUUCAGCUAAUAUUUCGGGAUUUUAAGACGUCCAACAUCCUGCUGGAUGAAAACUUCAAUGCAAAGCUUUCUGAUUUUGGACUGGCUAGGCAAGGACCUUCAGAAGGGUCCGGCUAUGUUUCCACAGCAGUUGUUGGCACCAUAGGUUAUGCUGCACCAGAGUAUGUUCAGACUGGUAAGCUAACCGCUAAGAGUGAUGUGUGGAGCUUUGGUGUAGUUCUUUACGAGCUUAUCACUGGGAGGAGAGCUGUAGAGAGAAACCUACCUAAAAAUGAACAGAAGCUUUUAGAGUGGGUUAGAUCUUAUGUUUCUGAUCCUAGGAAGUUCCAUCAUAUUGUAGACCCUCGACUUAAGGGGCAAUACUGCAUCAAAUCAGCCCAUAAACUUGCAAUCCUGGCAAACAAAUGCCUCACAAAACAGCCGAAGUCUCGCCCAAAAAUGAGUGAGGUGGUUGAGUCUCUUGGAAUCAUUAUUAUUGAGACAGAUACUCGGGAUGAAGGCUUUCCCCAAGCUGCUGUAACCGCUAGAGAAGAAAAAGAAGAGAAGGUAUCUAUAGAGGAGACUGAACCUGAACCAGCGAAACAAGGGAACAAUUACCUGAAGAAGGUUUUUGAAUUGAAAGACAUGGUCAGCUUAAGAAACAAGUCUAUUGGAAGGUUGGAUUGGAAAAGUUGGGCGCCUGGGCUAGUAAGAAGCUGGUGACUGAGUGACCUUAUAGUCAGUCACCUGCUAAUAGCAAAUUCGCAAUGUUUGUUGAUCACAUAGUUUUCAGUCAGUGAAAUCGACAUUGUCAGGCACACACAGUUAACAUGCUGGUAUAUACCCAAUUUUGUAUCGAUUAAUAAUGUUAUGUACAGGUUAACUUUGAGGAAAGCUGUGAUUUAUUAAUGA